Alligator sinensis (Chinese alligator) is the source of this 2364-nucleotide messenger RNA. RefSeq names its product perilipin-3-like. Bases 281 to 1621 code for a protein of 446 amino acids. Lineage: Eukaryota; Metazoa; Chordata; Crocodylia; Alligatoridae. The record is from RefSeq and is a predicted model, not a curated record. Gene Ontology annotation, cellular component: cytosol; lipid droplet. The transcript is spliced from 7 exons. Gene Ontology annotation, biological process: positive regulation of triglyceride storage; lipid storage.
AACUGCUGGGGCUGUAGCCGCACGCCUGCUGCACCCCGGACUGGAGAGCGUAUCUGCCACGGGGUGUCGUCAGCACUGGGCGGCUCCGUCCCCCGGGACCGGCAGGGGCGUUACUCAACCUCUUACAUUGCACCCAGCCCUCGAGGAGGCUGCUGUUUCCACACUGCUCUGACCUCUGCCCAGGCUUUGUGGCCCUGGAGUUUACUCUGGGCUUAUCUGGGGAGGCAGGCGUCCGCCCGCACCAGCUAAUCUUCUCCUUGCCGUAGCCCCAGAUUCCACCAUGACGUCUCCCAAGCCCAGCAAGGCUUCCCCGAACGAGCCGGACAUGAAGCCAGAGCCGGAGCUGGAGCCAGAGCAGCAGAACCUGGCCAGCCGCGUGGCCAGCCUGCCCCUGGUGAGCUCAGCCUACGACAUGGUCUCGGCGGCCUAUGCCUCCACCAAGGACAGCCACCCCUACAUGCGGUCCGUGUGCGACGUGGCCGAGAAGGGCGUGAAGACCCUCGGUGCGGUGGCAGCCAGUGGGGCCCAGCCCCUCCUUGCCAAGCUGGAGCCACAGAUCUCGACGGCAAAUGACUACGCCUGCAAGGGGCUGGACAAGCUGGAGGAGACGCUGCCCAUCCUCCAGCAGCCCACAGACAAGAUCCUCUCCGACACCAAGGAGCUGGUGACAUCCACAGUGACGGGCGCCAAGGAUGCCCUCUCCAGCAGCGUCAGCGCCGUGAGCAGCCGCGUGACCGGCGCAGUGGACCUCACCAAGGGUGCUGUGCAGGGCGGGGUGGAGCUGACCCGGGCAGCUGUGGCCAGCGGCGUGAGCACAGUCAUGGGCUCGGCCAUGGGGCAGAUGGUGGCAAGUGGCAUGGGCGCUGUGCUGGGCAAGUCGGAGGAGCUGGUGGAUCACUACCUGCCCAUGACCGACGAGGAGCUGGCCAACCUGGCCACAGCAGUGGAGGGCUUCGACGUGGCCUCAGUGGAGCAGCAGAAGCAGCAGCAGAGCUACUUUGUGCGCCUGGGCUCCCUGUCCAGCAAGCUGCGGCACCGUGCCUACCAGCACUCCCUGGGCAAGCUGCGGCGCAUCCGGCAGAGCACCCAGGAGGGGCUGGGCCAGCUCCACCACACCAUCGAACUGAUGGAGCACGUCAAGCAGGGGGUUGAUCAGAAGGUCCAGGGUGGACGGGAGAAGCUGCAUCAGAUGUGGCUGGAGUGGAGGCAGACGCAGCUCGGCGCGGGCCAGGACAAGGAGGCGGACAGCAAGGCCGUGAUGGCUGAGCAGCCGGAGCAGGUGGAGUCUCUGGCCCUGGCCAUGUCCCGAGGCCUCACCCAGCAGCUCCAAGCCGCCAGCCAGAUGCUGGCAUCCAGCCUCCAAGGCCUCCCCACCGGCAUCCAGGACAAGGUGCUGCAGGUGCGGCAGCAGGUCGAGGAGCUCCGCGCGGCCUUCUCGGCAGCCGGCUCCCUCCAGGACCUGCCAGGCAGCGUCCUGAGCCGGAGCCGGGAGCGCGUGGCCCGCGCCCGCGAGCUGCUGGACGAGCUGGUGGAGCACGUGGGGCAGAGCAUGCCGCUCUCCUGGCUCGUGGGUCCCUUCGCCCCGGGCGGCAAACAGUCAGAGGACAUGGAAAUGGAGUAGUGUCCAGCCAGCGCCCCUUGCCCCUUGCCCCGAGUGCCAGGCUGGUCUCUCUUACCUGGCUCUGCGUCCCUAGCUCUGCAUUCCUGGCACUUCUUGCCUUGCUCAUGAGGAUCUUUGUAUGGUGGGGUGAGGGGGCAUAUCACUGCUUGCAGCCUGAAUUCAGCCUGCUCUUCUAUAACCUGCUCAGACCUGGCACCAGACCAGCUUGUCCCCCUACUUCCCAGGUCCCCAUGAUGCAGGUUGGGGGUGCGACAGCCUCGCUCUUCUGAGACUCUGAGCACGUGUGACCCUCUUCCCACCAGCGAUGUCUGAACAGGCCUGGGCUCCCUCGAGCUACUGCCAGGCUCCAGUGUUUGAGCCCGGGUGGAGCUAGGCCCAUCAGAUAAGCACCGGGGCUCUGUAGGGUGAGGUAGGACAGCAGGACCCUGACCAAGGGAUUUUUGACCCAAGGGGGUGAUUCAUGGGAAGCUUUCCCUGCCAGUGCCCUUAGGCCACAAAGAUGCUCCUGAAGCUGAUGUUGGGCUCUGACGCUGCGUGAUGCCCUAGUGCCCCCGGCACUCGGCUGCCAGCCCUGUGCCCUGUUCAGCCAGCCCCUGCCCGGGGAAGAGCACAUCCCGCAGAGCAGGCUCCGGGCAGCGGGGCUGAAGGAAGCCAGAGGGCAGGGAGCCGGUGUGAUCCCACGUGCCACAGUUCUGACUUGCGUGCUGCAGCAUUUAACCUCUCCAAAUAAAGCCUUGGUUUGC